This is a messenger RNA of Heteronotia binoei (common prickly gecko), 1956 nucleotides long. Its product is annotated as oocyte zinc finger protein XlCOF6-like. The transcript is spliced from 4 exons. Gene Ontology annotation, biological process: regulation of DNA-templated transcription. NCBI's taxonomy places the organism in Eukaryota, Metazoa, Chordata, Lepidosauria, Squamata, Gekkonidae. Gene Ontology annotation, molecular function: RNA polymerase II cis-regulatory region sequence-specific DNA binding; DNA-binding transcription factor activity, RNA polymerase II-specific. The annotation marks the transcript as partial. The record is from RefSeq and is a predicted model, not a curated record.
AUGAAUACAGACAUCUUUUCACAGUCUGAGGUGACCCAAGAGAAGGGGCAGGAGAUGGAAGAAGAGGACCCAGGAAGAGCUGGGACUGGCAAGACAGCAAGCAAAGGCCCCCGUCCCAUCCAAGAUGGGAGUGCUGCUGAAUUCUGGGAAAGAGCUGGGCCAGAGAUCCUGGCUCAAUACACCAUAACCUCAGAUGUCAAUAGCCAACGCUUCCGGUUGUUCCGCUACCGUGAGGCUGAUGGGCCCCGAGAGGCGUUGAGGCCCUCUGUGAAGACAGAAGCCACAGUCCCUGAUGCGAAAGGAGCUCCUUCCGAGGAAGGGCGAAGGGCACAGGGUGUGGAGCGUGCCCGGGAUGCCCUCCCCAGUGUGUGUGGAAAGAGAUUUAGUCGCAGUUGUCAUCUUCAAGAGCACCAGCGAACCCACACAGGGGAGAAACCUUUUGAAUGCUCAGUGUGUGGAAAGAGAUUUGGUCGAAAUUGUCAGCUUCAAGUGCACCAGCGAACCCACACAGGGGAGAAGCCUUUUGAAUGCUCAGAGUGUGGAAAGAGAUUCAGUGAAAAGGGGACUCUUCAAAAGCAUCAGAGAAUGCACACAGGGGAGAAACCAUUUGAAUGCUCAGAGUGCGGAAAGAGAUUCAGGCAGAGUAGUGCUCUUCAUUCGCACCAAAGAAUCCACACAGGGGAGAAACCUUUUGAAUGUUCAGAGUGUAGAAAGAGAUUCAGGCAGAAAAUUGAGCUUCAGUUGCACCAGAGAACUCACACAGGAGAGAAACUUUUUGAAUGCUUAGAAUGUGGGAAAAGAUUCAGUGACACGCAGAUUCUUCAAAUCCAUCUGAGAAACCACACAGGGGAGAAACCUUUUGAAUGUUCAGAGUGUGGAAAGAGAUUUGUUAGGAGUGGCACUCUUAAACUGCACCAAAGUACUCACACAGGGGAGAAACCUUUUAAAUGUUCAGAAUGUGGAAAGAAUUUCAGGUUGAGAAGCACUCUUCAUGGGCACCAGAGAACUCAUACAGGGGAGAAACCUUUUGAAUGCUCAGAGUGUGGAAAGAAAUUCAGUUAUAGUAGCCGUCUACGAUAUCAUCAAAGAACUCACACAGGAGAGAAACCUUAUGUAUGCUCAGAGUGUGGAAAGAGAUUUAUGCAGAGUGAUGCUCUUCAUCUGCACAGAAGAAUCCACACAGGGGAGAAACCUUUUGAAUGCUCAGAGUGUGGAAAGAGAUUUGGGCAGAGUGGUACGCUUCAUUUGCACCGAAGAAUCCACACUGCAGAAAAACCUUUUGAAUGCUCAGAGUGUGGAAAGAGAUUUGAGUAUAGUGGCGCUCUUCAUAUGCACCGAAGAAUCCACACAGGGGAGAAACCUUAUGAAUGCUCAGAGUGUGGAAAGAGAUUUGGGCAGAGUGGUUCUCUUCAUUUGCACCAAAGAAUCCACACAGGGGAGAAACCUUUUGAAUGCUCAGAGUGUGGAAAGAGAUUCAGUCGGAGUGGUCAUCUUCAAGUGCAUCAGAGAACCCACACAGGGGAGAAACCUUUUGAAUGCUUAGAGUGUGGGAAGAGAUUCAGUCAGAAUUACCUCCUUCAAGUGCAUCAGAAAACGCACACAGGGGAGAAACCUUUUGAAUGCUCAGAGUGUGGAAAGAGAUUCGGUCAAAGUAGCAAUCUUCAAGUGCACCAGAGAACCCACACAGGGGAGAAACCUUUUGAAUGCUCAGAGUGUGGAAAGAGAUUCAGUGAGAGGGCAACUCUUAAAAAGCAUCAGAGAACGCACACAGGAGAGAAACCUUUUGAAUGCUCAGAGUGUGGAAGGACAUUCAGUCAUAAUAACUCUCUUCAAAAGCAUCAGAGAACUCACACAGGGGAGAAACCUUUUGAAUGCUCAGAGUGUGGAAAGAAAUUCAGUCAGAGUGGUCAUCUUAAGCGGCACCAAAGUACCCACACAGGAGAGAAACCUUAUGAA